UCGGCGUGGGGGACAGCCGUCGUUGGCAGCAGCAGCAGCAGCGAUGCCGAUUUCCGUGAGCGACUUCUCGUGGGAGCAGUCCAACGCGGCGGUGCUUCUCUCCGUGCCGCUGCGAGGCGUGCGGCCGGGCAGCGUGGACAUCAUCGCCUCUGAUGAAUACAUCAAGGUGAGCUUCCCGCCAUACCUGCUGGAGCUGCUGCUCUUUGCGCCGGUGGAUGAGGCGCGCAGCUCGGCUCGGCUGGGCCGUGGCGUUGCUCUGCUCACCCUGCCCAAAAAGGAGCCGGCACCAUGGCCCCAGCUCAUGUCAUCGCUCCAAGCGGACAAGGCGGCGAUGCGGCGGGCACACGAGGAGGCGCUGGCCAGGGCACAGGAGAAGGCUCGAGCCGAGGCCGAGGCACGGGCGGUGCGCAAGCGCGAGGAGGAGAAGUUCGCUCUGCAGACCAUGAUGCAGAUCGAGGAGGACAAGCGGAAGAGGAUAGAAGAGGAGAAGGAGAGGGAGCGCCAACACGCCACGGCGGAGCUCGAGAGGUGGAAGGAGCAGCAGGGCCGGCAGGAGAUGGAGGAGAGAAGGAGAGUGCAAGAGGAAGAGGAGAAAAGGAGGAGGAGGGAGGAAUGUGCGCGGCUGCGACAGCAAAAUCGGGAGAAACAACAGCAGUUGCCAACAGCAGGUGGGGGGCGCCCCCCAAAAAAGGAGAAGGAGUUGCCGCCCCCCCGGCAGGCAGCCGCCAUCGGAGUUCACUUCAGUCCGCGCGUGUUCCCCACGGCGUUGCGAGAAUCGCGCGUCCCCGAGGAGGAGCAGUGGCUGAAGCGGCAGGCGGAGGCCCGGAAUAUAUGUGACCUCAAUGACCCUGAGCUCUCGGGGGAGGAGAAGGAUCCACAGUGGCUCAAGGAAAAGGGCGGGAAGCUGUUUGCGGCGGGCAAUUACCUGGCUGCGGUGAAUGCGUACGACCUGGCGAUUCGGCUGAGUGGUGGCGAUCCGGCGCUGCACCUCAACCGCGCCGCGUGCCACCUCAAGCUCCGCAACCUGCACAAGGCCCUGCAUGAUAGCUCCAGGGCGCUGGAGCUGCUGACGCCGCCAGUCCCAGCGAACCGCGCGGCGCGGGUAAAGGCGCACGUGCGGCGUGGCACGGCGCUCUGCCAGCUCGAGAUGUUCGUCGAGGGACUCAUGGACUAUGAGGCGGCUCUCAAGCUCGACCCGGAUAAUGUGGUGCUGAGGGAGGAUGCUCGCAAGAUCCGGGACAUCGUACAGGGCUCACGCGGAGAGGAGACGCGGUGAUGCCGGCACCACUCCCGGGGUUUAUGCUACGUGACCUGUCCUGACGUAUCAUCAUCACUUCAUAUUUAUAGAGUGCCUCCGUUUCAGUGCAUCUCGAGACUGAGAGUCCCGAAUGUUCUGGGGAAGAGUGUCGCUCCACAGCUGAGGAGGCACCUGGCUGCUGCUGAAGGCUCUUUCUCCCAUUGAGCGCAUGUAUGUCCCAGGCACACUCAAGUACGGCACAAGGUGAACGCAGCACCGGCCUGCAAGUGGCUAUUAGUCUAUCAGAAGGAGGCGAUGCUACUAUGUUGCCUUUUGCCAAUUAAGUAAUUGCAAUGUUUUUUUUUAAUCAAAUGUGGCAAAUUUGGAUCGUGAUACUGCCACGAUUUGAAUUGAAAACGUAGUUCCAUGUAUAGCCAGCUUGUAAAUCCACUGCUGGAUGAAAGCCUUCUCUCCAAGCCGUUGCCAUCUCUUACAUGGUCCUGCGAUGUAUCAAUCCACCUGGCACCAGCACAGGAGUUCUCAUCUCUGUCGUUCCCCUGUUUGGAUGCCACUCCAUCGUUUCUCUCAACCAUCUGCUACCAUCAUCAACAUGUACAAACCCUUUUUGUUAAUCCACUGCUGAGUGGGGGGCCUGCAUGCAUGGGUUGUCGGGAUUAUUUAACCCUACUUCACGCUGGCCGGUGCAGGUUCAGCCUGUUGGUGACCGUGGGUUUAUACUAUGUUCUACAGUUGUGGUGAAGAACUCAAUGCCAUUAAUAUUCCCUAUAAAGUAAAACCCUAAUGUGCGCCGUGGUCGUCACACUCUACGGCUCUUAUACUGUACUGUAUGUGACGAUUUCAACUGGCGUGCCUCGUGGGCUGGUGUCAACGUCUUCUUUGUGUAACUUAUUAUUAAAAUACACAU
Molecule: messenger RNA, 2162 nt
Organism: Lethenteron reissneri (Far Eastern brook lamprey)
Lineage: Eukaryota; Metazoa; Chordata; Hyperoartia; Petromyzontiformes; Petromyzontidae
Product: dynein axonemal assembly factor 4-like
Biological process (GO): cilium movement; inner dynein arm assembly; outer dynein arm assembly
Molecular function (GO): protein binding
Source: RefSeq, a predicted model, not a curated record